AUGGGCUCCGAAGAGCACCGCGCGCCCAAGUCCGGGCUCAUCCUCGCCGUGAACGCCGGCUCCUCCUCGCUCAAGAUCUCCCUCUUCAAGCGCAGCCCCUCCCCCUCCCCGUCUCCCAAUGACGACUCACAUGCGGUCGAGCUCCUGCUCACCUCGACGAUCGACAACAUCUCCGCGCCCCCCGCGCGCUUCUCGUUCGCGCUCGCCGCGCACGCCGAGGGCCGCGAGACGAAGAAGGAGCCGGUCGAGCGCGUGCGCGACCACGCGUCCGCGUUCGCGCACUUCCUCGACUACCUCAAGCGCGAGGCGAGCAUCGACCGCGCGCAGAUCGUGCACGUGUGCCACCGCGUCGUGCACGGGGGCGACUACUUCAAGCCGGUGGUGAUCACGGACGAGAGCUACCACCACAUCGAGCGGCUCUCUGACCUCGCGCCACUGCACAACGGGGGCGCGCUGUCCGUGAUCAAGGCGUGCAUCGACGCGCUCCCGAACGCGAGCUCGAUCGCGUACUUCGACACCUCCUUCCACCGCACCAUCCCCGAGCACAUCGCCAUGUACGCGAUCUGCCAGGACGUCGCGCGGCGCCGCGGCCUCAAGAAGUACGGCUUCCACGGCCUCAGCUACGCGUUCAUCCUCCGCGCAGUGAGCGCCCACCUCCAGCGCCCGCCCGCCUCCCUGAACCUCAUCGUGCUGCACCUCGGCUCGGGCGCGUCGAUGUGCGCGGUCGCGGGGGGCCAGUCGCUCGACACGACGAUGGGCCUCACGCCGGUGUCGGGCCUGCCCGGGGCGACGCGCUGCGGGGUGAUCGACCCGAGCCUGAUCUUCCACUACACGAACCGCGCGGGGCGCAUCUCGCACGACCGCUCGCUGGCCGUCGACGUGCACGUCACGGAGGCGGAGGAGAUCCUGAACAAGCGGAGCGGGUGGGCGGCGCUGACGGGCACUACGGACUUUGGGGAGAUCGUGCGGAAUAUGAAGAGGGUGGAGGAGAGGGGGCGCAGAGGGGUGAAGGGGGACGAGGGCGAGGGGCAGGAGGAGGGACAGGAGGAGGAGGAGGAGGGGAAGUGGAGGACGGCGUUCGACCUGUUCGUCGACCGGAUCUUGGGGUUUCUCGGGGGGUACUACUUGAAGUUGGGAGGUAAGGUGGACGCGCUGGUGUUCGCAGGGGGGAUCGGGGAGCGCAGCGUCGAGCUGAGGGAGGCGGUGCUGGACAAGGCGGCAUGCCUUGGGUUCGAGCUCGACCCUGAGGCGAACGGGAAGGUGGACGGGGACGAGAGCGUGGUUGUGGACGUGGGGAAGGGGAAGGAGGGCAAGCGGGUACUCGUGUGCAGGACGGAUGAGCAGCUCGAGAUGGCGAAGGAGUGCGCGCUCGACUCGAGGUUCUGGGAAGAGUGA
Dichomitus squalens LYAD-421 SS1 is the source of this 1395-nucleotide messenger RNA. RefSeq names its product acetate and butyrate kinase. The record is from RefSeq and is a predicted model, not a curated record. NCBI's taxonomy places the organism in Eukaryota, Fungi, Basidiomycota, Agaricomycetes, Polyporales, Polyporaceae. The transcript is spliced from 4 exons. Gene Ontology annotation, molecular function: acetate kinase activity. The coding region runs from base 1 to 1395 and encodes 464 amino acids. Gene Ontology annotation, biological process: phosphorylation; acetate metabolic process.